AGAGUAACCCUUUAUCGCAGAUGCUAAGCGUCUGGUUGACUGCGAAUAUAUGUAAACAAUGUAUGGGUAGCAAAAUUGAAUAUUGUUGAUCAAAUGACUGAAUUGAACAAACGUAAGUCAAAAACAUUAUGCAGAGGCUGUUGUAGCAUAGCUGAUAUAGCUUAGGCUUACCAUACACUAGUUGAUAUGGAUGAGCUCGAUCGAACACGGCAGCUUUUGGAGUUACUGAACAUCGGCAUCGUGAAAUGCUUGGAAAAGAAAUCUAACCUUGGUGUGUGUAAAGUUGAGUUAGAGCAGAGAGCACCUGCUGAUAGACAUAAUGUGUUGAUGUGGGAACAGAGAAAUACAUGCUUUUUGCCGGAAGAUUUAAAAAGCUUUUUCUUAACAUCUGAUGGUUUUCAACUUUCAUGGUGUGUUAAAAUGGAUAAUGGCCCCCAGCCAUUAGGUAAGAUGAGGAUUAACCGUGUCAGUCAGCUGGUACGUAUUGGUGGGACAGUUCAAACUAGUCAAGUCAACCCCUCCAUAGCUGACCUGGAGGGAGACUCGGACCAGGAGGAUGAAGUCUCUGGACUGGAGAAGCCAACAUUUGACAACAGAUGUAAAAUCUACGAGUUGGAUCCAUGCGAUGGAUAUGGCAAAGUUUGUCUAGUGUACCGGGAGAGUAAAGCAGAAGAAGGAGAUGUAGAAACUUAUUUUGGUUUGACUUAUUUUGACCCUGUGGAUAUAUUUGAUGGAAAGCACACCUCUGAUUUGCUCAGAUUUGGUGGCAAUGAACCAAAGAUAGAGAUUUGGUUCCUGGACAGAGCACUGAGGUGGCACUACCUCACCGACUCCUUUAUAGCCUACUACCGAUUGAUGCUGAUGCAUUUAGGACUGCCCCAGUGGCAAUAUGCACUCACGGAUAUUGGACUUAGCCAACAAACACAGCAAUGGUUCAAUGUUUUCGCCCAAGUCCGUCUUGAACUAGACAGGGAAAUCCUGUGUGAAAGCUCAGAGGACACUAAGAGUCGAGCUCAGUCGUCGCAGCUUGACAUCAACAAGGUGUUCAAAGGCAAGACAGACAAAAGGAAGGCGAUGACAUCUCAGACACAACAAAAUCCUGGGAAUAUGAAAAAGAAGGCCCUCGUUCCAUCAGCUAAUAAGACUCAAUCUGUACCGGGGACCCGUGUCAUGGCGUCCUCGUCGCAAAUCUCCAACAAGGGAUUAAAGUAACACGGGUAACAUCAUCAAGUUUCCAGUAUCACGUUACACGCUGGUAACAGCAGGGAACCCGUAAGAACCUAAGGAUUUUAGUGAUUACCAGUUCCCGAUGAUUUAAUAACUUAACUGUAGGACAUAAUGUUUGUACUCAGUAACCACAAAGUACAACGAUUUUGUUAAAUAUAAAGUUAAUAUCGAAUGCAAUCUAUUUUACGUUAAGUGUGUGUUUGUGAAUCUUAUAGGUUUUUGCAAAGCCUUAAUUGCAAUUAUCAUGGCAAAAGUGGAUUCUGAUUCUUAUGUGAAUAUAGUGGUCUAUCAGAAUUGAAUUGUCUGGCUGUAUGUCUGAAACGUUUAUAGCAAACUGUAACUGAUUACUGAUUUGAUAGAUGCGAAUAGUUUGCGAGAAGUCAUAUAGAUGGAUAUAUAUGUGAAUGAACGUAAAUGUAUGUGUGCGUACAAUUAUAUAUACUUAAUAUCGUGUAUUAUGUAGGAGUAAUUUCAUGAUUCAUAUUCAUGGAUAAUGUGAAAAAUAAAUGAAAAAAGUAAACUU
Molecule: messenger RNA, 1750 nt
Organism: Mizuhopecten yessoensis (Yesso scallop)
Lineage: Eukaryota; Metazoa; Mollusca; Bivalvia; Pectinida; Pectinidae
Product: tubulin polyglutamylase complex subunit 2-like
Exons: 11
Coding region: 187-1212 (341 amino acids)
Biological process (GO): protein polyglutamylation
Source: RefSeq, a predicted model, not a curated record